AUGAAAAUUACAGAUCAAGAUAGUAGUUUAAUUGAACUAUUAAAAUAUAAAAUUAAAAGAGGAGAUAUAAUUUUAUUUGAUUUUAAUAUUCAACAAUUAAUACAAGUUUUUUCUAAAAAUGAACAAAUUAAACAUGAUAGAGAAUUCUUUAGAUGUUUAGUAACCUACUAUAAAGAGGAAUUAAUUUUUAUACCAAAUUUAUUAGAAUCAUUUUGUAAAUAUGGUAAUUUAAUAGCAUUAGAAGAAAUUACAAAUUUAGAAAAAAGCAAUAACAACAACAAAUAUAGUAAUAAUAAUAAUAAUAAAAUUAAUAAAAUUAUAUAUUAUGAAAAUUAUAAGGUUUCAAAGAAAGCAUUUGAUUUAGCAAUUGAAGUUGGUGAAUUUAAAAUUAUGGAUUUUUUAUUCAAGAAUCGUAAUGAAGGUUAUACAGAAAGAGAUAUUCUUGAGAAUAUAUUUUUAGAAAGUAAUAGUAGUAAAAUGUGUUUAGUUUUCUUAAAGUAUGCAUUAAAUACAAUGUCUAUAGAUUUGUCAAAAUGUAAAUCAAUUAAUAUAGAUUGUUAUUACCAUUUACAGGAUGAUUUAGAAAUUGCAAAUAAAUUAAAUGAAUUUGGGUUAAUUCAUUUUCAAGGAAUAUCUUAUCUUUAUCAUAAUAUACCUUUUCCAAUUUUAAAUACACCAAAUGAAUUAUUAAAUAUAGUUAAAUCAUUUUUAUUUAUUUUAAAAAAGUAUAUUUAUAUAAAACAAGAAGAUUACAAUGAAGAUUAUUUUAAUAAUGAAAAUUUUGAAUAUCCAAUACCAAAAAGACCACCAAUUGAAUUAAUUGAAAAUUUUAUAAAUAAUGAAUGUUUAUUUACAAAUGAAGAAUUAGAAUUUGAUAUUAUUUUAAAUUUUAAAGAAACUGAUAAAAGAAUUGAAAAAUUAAUUCAUUGGUAUAUAUUAUUAUUUGAACCCUAUGGUUUAUUCUCUGAAUCUGUUGAUUUAAUUUAUUCAUAUAUUGCAAAGUAUACUAAUGAUACAAUUGAAGAUAAACAAUUGGUUAAUAGAAUUUUUAAAAAUUCAAAUGAUUGGGAUAAAAAUUUAAUUUUUACAAUAAUAUUUUUAAAUUGUAAUUUUAAUUUAUUUAAUUCAUUUUUUAAUCGUUUCAAUAAUUAUAGUUAUAAUAAUAUUGCUAUAAAUGGUAUUAAAAUUGGAAUUUCUUCUUUAUUUUAA
Messenger RNA from Dictyostelium discoideum AX4, 1209 nucleotides. RefSeq lists its product as hypothetical. The record is from RefSeq and is a predicted model, not a curated record. Bases 1 to 1209 code for a protein of 402 amino acids. The transcript has a single exon. Lineage: Eukaryota; Evosea; Eumycetozoa; Dictyosteliales; Dictyosteliaceae.